GGCGCCGCGGGGGCCGCUGGGAUCGCGGCGGACCCGGCGCUGAGGGAGCCGGAGGAGCGGCCGCGAUGGACGUGUUCCUGAUGAUCCGGCGCCACAAGACGACGAUUUUCACCGAGGCCAAGGAAUCCUCCACCGUCCUGGAGCUCAAACGCAUCGUGCAGGGCAUCCUGCACCGGCCACCGGAGCAUCAGAGACUUUAUAAGGACGAUCAGCUCCUCGAGGACUCGAAGACUUUGGGCGAUUGUGGCUUCACGAGUCAAACAGCGCGGCCCCAGGCCCCGGCCACCGUGGGGCUGGCCCUCAGGAGGGGGGAGGCGCUCGAGGGGCUCAGGAUCGAGCCCUUCUCCAGCCCCCCGGAGCUGCCGGACGUGAUGAAGCCCCAGGACUCGACCGGGCCGCCACCGACCCCCUGCCCUGAUACCUCGGGGGAUUGGGUCACAAACCACGCCCCCAGAUAA
Molecule: messenger RNA, 458 nt
Organism: Myiozetetes cayanensis
Lineage: Eukaryota; Metazoa; Chordata; Aves; Passeriformes; Tyrannidae
Product: elongin-B-like
Exons: 5
Coding region: 66-458 (130 amino acids)
Biological process (GO): transcription elongation by RNA polymerase II
Cellular component (GO): VCB complex; elongin complex
Molecular function (GO): protein binding
Source: RefSeq, a predicted model, not a curated record